UUUUAUGCCAACCUUCACCCACAAAAACCCACCCAAACACUAUGACUAUGACUCAGUUGAUUGAAAACCAAUCUAGAGGAGGAGGAGAAGAAGCAGAAGAAGAGCUAAGCAAUGAGUCCAAGCAAUUGCUUCUCUCACUUCCAAAAGAGAAAGGUUGGAGAACCAAUCACCUCUAUUGGUUCCAAAACUUUUGGUGCCAAGCAAAGGAGAUUCAAGCCAUAAUCUCAUGCCAAAGACACUUCCAAGCCCAAGACAGUGACAUCAUACUAACCAUUAUCCCAAAAUUCGGAACAACAUGGUUGAAAGCCCUCGCAUUUGCUAUUGUCAAUCGCAAGCGUUUUGGCCCAAAAAACCAUCCUUUGCUCACCUCCAACCCACAUGACCUUGUACCUUUCCUCGAGUACAAGGUCUAUGCGAAUUACAACCAUGUCCCUGACCUGUCUUCCUCCACAAGGUCCUGUAACCCUAGACUUUUCGGCACCCAUGUGCCGUAUGCUUCGUUGCCGGACUCUGUCAAAAAGUCCGGCAACAAUAACAACGACAGUGGGUGCCGGGUUGUGUACCUGUGUCGCAACCCAUUCGAUACUUUCAUCUCCGUCUGGCAUUUCCUCAUGAGAGCGAGACCUGCGAGUCUGGGACCCCUUUCGAUGCAGGAAGCUUUCGACAUGUAUUGUAGGGGUGUUAUAGGGUAUGGACCUUACUGGGACCAUAUGCUAGGGUACUGGAAAGAGAGCAUAGAGAGACCCCACAAGGUGUUGUUCUUGAUGUACGAGGAUAUGAAAGAAGACACGGGGUUUUAUGUGAGGAAGUUGGCUGAGUUUUUGGGAUACCCAUUUUCAUUAGAGGAGGAGAGAGAAGGGGUGGCUGAGGAGAUAUCAAGGCUGUGUAGCUUCCAGAGCUUGAAGGAGUUGGAGGUGAACAAGACAGGGAAAUGAGCUGUUUUAAACUUUGAAAAUGAAAGCCUUUUCAAGAAAGGUGAGGUGGGUGAUUGGGUGAACCACCUAACCCCAUUCAUGGUGGAGAAGCUGACAAAAGUCAUGCAACAAAACUU
Camellia sinensis is the source of this 1051-nucleotide messenger RNA. Lineage: Eukaryota; Viridiplantae; Streptophyta; Magnoliopsida; Ericales; Theaceae. The record is from RefSeq and is a predicted model, not a curated record.